This is a messenger RNA of Pecten maximus, 2154 nucleotides long. RefSeq names its product G-protein coupled receptor GRL101-like. The transcript has 3 exons. Gene Ontology annotation, molecular function: G protein-coupled receptor activity. The record is from RefSeq and is a predicted model, not a curated record. Gene Ontology annotation, biological process: G protein-coupled receptor signaling pathway. NCBI's taxonomy places the organism in Eukaryota, Metazoa, Mollusca, Bivalvia, Pectinida, Pectinidae. Bases 585 to 1508 code for a protein of 307 amino acids. Gene Ontology annotation, cellular component: membrane.
CUGUUAAAUAUUAUUUUACUACUUACAGCAAUGAAAUCUUGGAUUUGCCAUUCAUUGUUUUAUCUGAAAUUGUUGCAGAUGAUCAACAAUAUCUACACUCUAAUGAAUCAAGAGUCCCACCUGCUGCUGGACCUUCUGAUAUUAAUCAUCUAGACCUGUCAAACAAUAAACUGACUCAUUUACCACGUCUACCAAGGAAUCUAUCUUAUUUGAAUAUCAUCGGUAAUAAACUAGAACUGUCAGAACAUAUUUUUGAGGGUUCAAAUAACUUACAUAGGUUACACACCGAUGUUCCUUUCAUAUGUGGUGUUAAGCCAAGGUCAGUUGAAGAAUGUGCGGAUAAACACAAUCCAUUAUGGGUAUGUGUUUUUCAUCCUAAUCAAUGUAAAUCAAAAGGUGAUCCGAUAUCCUCCUGUUUUGCCUUGAUAAGUUCGACAGUAUUAAGAGUUUGCCUUUGGAUAAUUGGAAUCUGUGCUUUAAUUGGAAACCUGGCCGUCAUAAUAUACAGACUGUUCAUCGACAAAGAUAAUAUUACAAAAAGUUACUCGCUCUUCACUCUGAAUUUAGCUAUUUCGAAUAUACUUAUGGGCAUCUACCUACUGAUAAUAGGUGUUAUGGAUGCAUAUUAUGAAGGUGUAUAUGCAUGGAAUGACCAGAAAUGGAGAACAAGUAUUUUAUGUACAACGGCAGGCAUAUUAUCUAGUAUAUCCAGUGAGAUGUCGACGUUCAUCAUUCUCGUGGUGAUGGUAGACAGAGUUAUUGUCAUCAUCUUCCCUCUGUCCCGUUUCUCCAAAAGGUCCAUCACAUGGAAACAUGCUUUAAUUGUCUCAUUGAUAUUAUGGACUGCUGCUGUCACACUUGCUAUCAUCCCUGUUGUUACUCCCUUGGAGUCCUACUUCAAAGGAGAAUUCUAUUCUCAAUCAAGCGUUUGUCUGGCCUUGCCCCUUCAAGGAGAUACACGUCCAGGGACUGGUUAUUCCUUCGCGGUGUUUGUCUGCCUCAACAGCUUCGUAUUCCUUACUAUUGUAGUAUGUCAAAUUUGUAUUGGCAAAAGUUUGAGGAGAUCUGGUCGCCGCAUUUCUUCUUCGCAGAAUCGCCAAAGUGAGAUUACUGUAGCAACGACCCUGUUCUUUGUGUUGGCGACAGACUUUUGUUGCUGGUUUCCUAUUGGUGUCAUGGGUGUCGUAUCACGAUGUGGAAAUGAAAUACCAGACUGGGUGUAUGCCUGGGUGAUGGUGUUCGUGCUACCUAUCAAUGCUGCCAUCAAUCCGUUUCUCUACACCAUUACAGCUAUUUGGAGAAGGAGACCGAAGAAACCAACGCAGGCGAUGAGGUCGAUACUUGUACAAGGACCACUAGUGGAGAAUAAACAUCAUUAUAGGUCAAACUGUGUCCAUCGGUGGUCAGACAGCGUCAAUCAGGGGUCAAACACCGUCAUCAGACAGUUUCCAUCAGUGGCCAGACACCGUCCAUCAACGGUCACACAGCAUCCAUGUUGCAUUGAAUAACACGAGAUCGGAUGUAAACUUUCAGCAUAUGAAACAAAGCUGAAAAUGCAACAAUAAAAGUUAUCGCACGGACAAUAUUUUUUGGAAAAAAUUGUACUUUAAUAUUGACCUUGAAGUCAAGCUCAAAUGAUCCAAAGACUGGACACUGCUCUUUGUUAUCUAGUGUAUGCAAAAGGUAUACAGACACCUUUAUUAAAACAGCAAUUUCAUGUUAGAUCUUUUCGAUUUAGCUGUUUGAUAUGAACACACAUAUAUACGUGUAUACUUUUGGGUGUGUCAUGUGAUCAAUAAGUGGCAUAAUAGGUACAUUAAAGUACCACCAGGAAUGGACUAUCUCGUUUAUCGAACGGACAUGUGUAACCAUUUGAUCGGGUCUAGUGUCCUCACUGUUAAGUGAUUUUUUGUGUUUUCCCAAUUUUGGAUUAGAUGAGUGCAUAUAAAUUAUAUAUGAAUUGUGUAUGGCAAAUUUGUGUGAUUCACCUUUUUUCGAUACAUUGUUGUUUUUAUUUAUUUAUGUAUUUAUUUAUUUAUUUUCUGCUUUCAACAUGAUCUCUUGUUUUUUAAAGAAUGUAAAAAGAAAACUUGAAUGAGUAGUAAUCUUGUUAUGGUAAAUUAUAUUUGAAUUUUUCCUUCCUUAGGUUUGAAA